AUGGGUCUUGAUACGGAUAGAUAUGAAGAGUAUGAGUUGGAUUGGCUCGCCUCCACCAUGGCGAUCAACUCUGGUGAAGUUCUCGUUGCCAGCCGAGCCCUUGACAAUGAUAUGGAAGAUACGGUCAAGAACUGUUUGAAUUGGGCUUUUCUAUUACCAAGAAGCGCCCGACGAGUCAGAGCACUAACGAGGUGUCUGUUAUGUGGGGAGUUGUCCUGUAUCUCCACCAUCAAGAACAAAAACAUGAUUAUUCGUCCGCCGCCGCAUUCCGUGCACAAGAGAAAUGGCGCUAUUACAUGGAGCGCUGUCAUGACUACUAUACGAAAGACAAGAGACAUGUAA
This is a messenger RNA of Aspergillus chevalieri, 342 nucleotides long. RefSeq lists its product as uncharacterized. The transcript has a single exon. The record is from RefSeq and is a predicted model, not a curated record. Bases 1 to 342 code for a protein of 113 amino acids. Lineage: Eukaryota; Fungi; Ascomycota; Eurotiomycetes; Eurotiales; Aspergillaceae.